UUCUCGCAGCAGAAUUGUGAAAUGAAUUGGAAGUUGAACAGCGCAAUCUCUGCCAAACUGGGCAGAUGCAUCCAGCAGCUGGGCAGCCGCUGCGGACGCAUUUGCCCCACGAGGCAGAAGAAUGGCGCCAACAGGUGCCUGAAUAAUGCCACCAGGAAGAUCGACUGGCAGCGCCGAUAUGGCCUCGAUACGGCGAAUAAAUUCAGAUGUGAUUGCACCGAGAGUUCCCUCAAGCUACGUUGGCACCGAACGAACAGAAAUAUUAUAAUGGCCCUGGCCAGAGUUCUGGACAUCCAGGCGGAUAUCGUCUCCGAUUUCCUGUACACGCUGAGUCUGCAGAACUUUGGCCAGGUGCUGAGGCCACAAGGACGACAACAACUGUCGAGCAGGUGUCGAGUGCCGCUGUCCGACUUGGAUAUUUGCGACACUUAUUGCAGCAUCUUCGAUGGCAGUGGCAACUUGCGUAAUCCUUAUCAUCCGGAAUCGUUGCUCCAGCUAUUGACCAUUCUGCAAUCGGUGCUGAAGGCAGGCAAGGAACUCAAGGAGUCGGCUAAUGCGGCACACGGCAAACUCUUUGGCCAGCAGAACACACAAUCCAGAGGAGAGAGGCUGGCGCAUCGGGCGGGCAUCGGCGAGGAUUCGCUGGCCCGGCAAAAUGGACGCAGACGUCGUUACAGGCUAUACGCGAAUUAUCGUCUCGACGGCUUCGAUACAUUGUUCGAUGUGAAAAAGAAUUUUGCGGCACCAUUUGCUCCCAACUCCGAAGAUCUUGGCUACAGUCGAAAUCCCUUCAUAGCCAACAAAAGGAGCAAUGCACUGGCCCAAGAUCUGGGUGCUGCUGAUGCCAAUCUCUGGCUUUCUAAAUACCCCAAAGAACUGAGUCACGUCGAUAAGUUCAAUAAUCGAUUCUACGGCAAUUAUGCCGCAUACAGCAAGUCAUUGGGUGACGUGGGCCAAGGACGACGGAGUGGCAUUCAUCUGAGGCACUUGAUCAGAAACGUUAAUACCAAAGUUGGCAUUGGACGCGACCCCAGCGACUUGGCCAAUGCGAUGCGGAAACUUGAUCUAAAUGAGGUACAAGUAAACGAAGCGAAUGCAAAGGCCAUGCCAGAUGCGGAUCGAGGUAUGUCGCCGGGUGUAAGGAGCCACAUGCAGCCACCCGGCAAAAAGUGGAAGAUGAACUCGCAUCUGUAUCAUGGGGCACGGACAAUAUCGCAUCAGUAUCAUGAAACGGCAACGGGACGCAGAGUGUCGCCGGGUAUGAAGAAUCACCUCGACUUGUCCGCCAACAAGUCGCACCUGUACUAUGGGGCACAGGUGCCGAUUCUCGCCCACGAACCCUUCAAUCGCUCCAAGCCCUGGACGUGGAUUCGUCGCCAUCCGCGACCCUUGCGAAUGACCCAGAGCGGCGAUGUGGUCAGUCACACUCCGAUUCAUCGAUAUAGACGAGCUUCGGUGGAGCAACAAUUGGAUGCUGCUCGAAAACGCAGCUCCGUUCGCACCAUUUACAGUGACAGAGAUGGCAGCGCUGUCUCCAGCAAUAAGCCAAAUUUAAUUACAAAUCCCCACCAGCCAGUCCAGGCCAAGUACAAAAUUGAUGAAGCACAUACAAGAUUCCGCUGGCCAAAUUGAGCUGUCUCCGUCUGAAGUUAAUCCCUUCGCAAUUGUGUUGGAGAAACCAAUCGAAAUUGAUCCUAAACCCAUAGAAUAUGUCACAAAAGUGAGCCGAAAUAAAUAUAAGUUUAUAUUAGA
This is a messenger RNA of Drosophila grimshawi, 1752 nucleotides long. RefSeq lists its product as uncharacterized. The record is from RefSeq and is a predicted model, not a curated record. NCBI's taxonomy places the organism in Eukaryota, Metazoa, Arthropoda, Insecta, Diptera, Drosophilidae.